AUGUCGAAAAGGUCUAUCGAGGUCAACGAGGAACAAGAUAGAGUGGUCUCUGCUAAAACAGAAUCUCACUCUGUUCCUGCUAUUCCCGCCUCUGAAGAGCAAGAUGCUCCCAAGAAUGACCUAGAAGAACAAUUGAGUGAUGAAUUUGAUAGUGAUGGUGAAAUUAUUGAAAUUGAUGGCGAUGAUGAGAUUAAUGACGAAGAUGACCUUAGGAAAAAGCAAGAAGAAGCUGAAACUUUAGUACAAAAGGACCAAUCCGAAGGCAACAAAGAAAAGAUCCAGGAGCUUUACUUACCCCAUAUGUCUCGUCCAUUAGGGCCAGAUGAAGUCCUUGAGGCUGAUCCCACUGUUUAUGAAAUGCUACAUAAUGUCAAUAUGCCAUGGCCAUGCUUGACAUUAGAUGUCAUUCCAGAUACACUAGGUUCUGAACGUAGAAACUAUCCACAGUCUAUUUUGUUGACCACGGCUACUCAAUCUUCCAGGAAAAAGGAGAAUGAACUAAUGGUUCUAGCACUUUCUAAUUUAGCGAAAACACUUUUGAAAGACGAUAAUGAAGGUGAAGAUGAUGAAGAGGAUGAUGAAGAUGAUGUGGAUCCAGUCAUUGAGAAUGAAAAUAUACCAUUGAGAGAUACAACCAAUAGAUUAAAGGUUUCUCCUUUUGCCAUUUCUAAUCAAGAGGUGUUAACCGCUACAAUGAGCGAAAAUGGUGAUGUUUAUAUAUACAAUCUAGCUCCACAAAGCAAAGCUUUUUCCACACCAGGUUAUCAGAUUCCGAAGUCUGCUAAGCGUCCUAUUCACACUGUAAAAAAUCAUGGGAAUGUUGAAGGCUACGGGUUGGAUUGGUCACCAUUGAUCAAGACUGGUGCGUUACUAUCAGGUGAUUGCUCAGGACAAAUAUAUUUUACCCAAAGGCACACAUCGAGAUGGGUGACUGAUAAACAACCAUUUACUGUUUCAAACAAUAAAUCCAUAGAAGAUAUCCAGUGGUCUCGCACUGAAUCCACCGUUUUUGCAACCGCAGGAUGUGAUGGAUAUAUAAGGAUUUGGGACACAAGAUCAAAAAAACAUAAACCUGCUAUCUCUGUUAAAGCUUCUAAUACUGACGUAAAUGUCAUAAGUUGGAGUGAUAAAAUUGGUUACUUGCUAGCAAGCGGUGACGAUAACGGUACAUGGGGAGUAUGGGAUUUAAGACAGUUUACGCCAAGUAAUGCUGACGCCGUCCAACCGGUUGCUCAAUAUGACUUCCAUAAGGGAGCCAUUACUUCCAUUGCAUUCAACCCAUUAGAUGAGUCUAUCGUUGCGGUAGGCUCAGAAGAUAAUACUGUGACUUUGUGGGAUUUGUCUGUAGAAGCUGACGAUGAGGAAAUUAAACAACAGGCCGCCGAAACAAAAGAGCUACAAGAAAUUCCACCACAAUUAUUGUUUGUUCACUGGCAAAAGGAAGUUAAAGAUGUCAAAUGGCAUAAGCAAAUCCCAGGUUGUUUAGUAAGUACCGGUACUGACGGUUUGAACGUCUGGAAAACAAUCAGUGUCUAA
Messenger RNA from Saccharomyces cerevisiae S288C, 1536 nucleotides. RefSeq names its product ribosome biosynthesis protein RRB1 (gene RRB1). Lineage: Eukaryota; Fungi; Ascomycota; Saccharomycetes; Saccharomycetales; Saccharomycetaceae. The coding region runs from base 1 to 1536 and encodes 511 amino acids. Gene Ontology annotation, cellular component: nucleus. The transcript has a single exon. The record is from RefSeq and is marked reviewed.